AUGAAAACCACGUGGUUCGGUCUCCUGCUCCUGCAGGCCAUGUCUCUCGCGCUUGCCGCCGCAAUUGAGCGGCCAAACGAGGAAGCCGAGAAGGAAGCCGCUAGGAUUUUGAAGAAGCCCUUUGAACCGUUGCAUCCUGCCACUGGUAAGAUGACCGUCGCACCGUUUCACGAGACUGAUAAUACGGUAGCGGGAAAGAUUUGA
This is a messenger RNA of Colletotrichum graminicola M1.001, 204 nucleotides long. RefSeq lists its product as uncharacterized. Lineage: Eukaryota; Fungi; Ascomycota; Sordariomycetes; Glomerellales; Glomerellaceae. The transcript has 2 exons. The coding region runs from base 1 to 204 and encodes 67 amino acids. The record is from RefSeq and is a predicted model, not a curated record.